GCAACCACCCGCACUCCGACGAGAGCCAAAACCUCCGAGCGAGCUCCCACAGCGACGAGCUCCCUCUGGCCUCUGCUGCUAGGUCGCCUCCGCCUCCGCCUCGCAAGGACCCGGCAAGGUAGCCAGCGAGCAAUCGAACGCGCACUCGGACGUUAAGCGAGAGAUGGGGCGCGCUCCGUGCUGCGAGAGGAUGGGGCUCAAGAGGGGGCCCUGGACGCCGGAGGAGGACAGGAUCCUGGUGGCGCACAUCGAGCGCCACGGCCACAGCAACUGGCGCGCGCUGCCCAAGCAGGCGGGCCUGCUGCGCUGCGGCAAGAGCUGCCGCCUGCGCUGGAUCAACUACCUGCGCCCGGACAUAAAGCGCGGCAACUUCACCCGCGAGGAGGAGGACGCCAUCAUCCACCUCCACCACAUGCUCGGCAACAGGUGGUCGGCGAUCGCUGCCAGGCUGCCGGGGAGGACGGACAACGAGAUCAAGAACGUGUGGCACACGCACCUCAAGAAGCGCCUCGAGCCCAAGCCAGCCAGCCAGCAGCAGGCGGCGCCCAAGCGCAAGCCCACCAAGAAGCAGCAGCAGCAGCAGCACCAGCAGCCUGAUGUGGAGGUCGUGGUGCUCGACGGUCCGACCAGCACGGUGCCCGUGUCGCCGGAGCAGUCGCUCUCCACGUCCACCACCACCUCCACCGACUGCUCGGCGGCCUCGUCGCUGGACAACAACGCGGACAGCUUCACCUUGGAGGAGGACUACCAUAUCGAGGACAGCUUCUGGUCCGAGACGCUGGCGAUGGCGAUGGACAGCUCCGGCGACUAUUAUUCUUCCGGGAUGGAGAGGGAGGACGCCCCCGCCGCGCCGCCGGCCAACGACGACGAGAUGGACUUCUGGCUCAAGCUGCUCAUGCAGGCCAGCGACAUGCAGAAUAAUCUGCCCCAGAUUUAGGCGGCGUGCUAGCUAGAUGGUCCCCUUGAGAUCUGCUGAUCAUAUUCUUUGCCUCACAAUUCUUUGAAUCUUUGUCCUGCUCCGUUUCGGUGGUGUACAUCCGACUGAAAGCUUGGGAAGCGAAAAGCAAUUGCUUGAUCA
Molecule: messenger RNA, 1078 nt
Organism: Panicum virgatum (switchgrass)
Lineage: Eukaryota; Viridiplantae; Streptophyta; Magnoliopsida; Poales; Poaceae
Product: transcription factor MYB30-like
Exons: 2
Coding region: 164-937 (257 amino acids)
Source: RefSeq, a predicted model, not a curated record